Molecule: messenger RNA, 1754 nt
Organism: Castor canadensis (American beaver)
Lineage: Eukaryota; Metazoa; Chordata; Mammalia; Rodentia; Castoridae
Gene: Fdxr
Product: ferredoxin reductase
Molecular function (GO): oxidoreductase activity
Source: RefSeq, a predicted model, not a curated record
AUGGCUCCGCGCUUUUGGCGCUGGUGGUACUGGUCGGCAUGGCCUCGGAUCCGGCCGCCUCCUGCCAGAAACACCCCGACCCCAGGCUUCUUCCAGCAGUUCUCCACGCAAGAGAAGAUCCCCCAGAUCUGUGUGGUGGGCAGUGGCCCCGCUGGCUUCUAUACAGCCCAACACGUGCUAAAGCACCAUCCCCAAGCCCACGUGGACAUCUUUGAGAAGCAGCUUGUGCCCUUUGGCCUGGUGCGCUUUGGUGUGGCACCUGACCACCCUGAAGUAAAGAAUGUCAUCAAUACGUUUACCCAGACGGCCCGCUCUGACCGCUGUGCCUUCUGGGGCAACGUGAUGGUGGGCAGGGACGUGACGGUGCCAGAGCUGCGGGAGGCCUACCACGCUGUGGUGCUGAGCUAUGGGGCAGAGGAUCACCGGGUCCUAGGAAUUCCUGGUGAGGAGCUGCCUGGUGUGCUCUCUGCCCGGGACUUUGUGGGCUGGUACAAUGGGCUUCCUGAGAACCAGAAGCUAGCACCAGACCUGAGCUGUGACACAGCUGUGAUUCUGGGGCAGGGGAAUGUGGCUUUGGAUGUGGCCCGAAUCAUGCUUACCCCACCUGAACACCUGGAGAAAACGGACAUUACAGAGGCUGCCUUGGGGGUGCUGAGGCAGAGUCAGGUGAAGACAGUGUGGAUAGUGGGCCGGCGUGGACCCCUACAAGUGGCCUUCACCAUUAAGGAGCUUCGGGAGAUGAUUCAGUUACCAGGAACCCGUCCUAUUUUGGAUCCUGCAGAUUUCUUGGGCCUCCAGGACAGAAUCAAGGAGAUCCCCCGUCCAAGGAGGCGACUGACAGAACUGAUGCUUCGAACAGCCACAGAGAAGCCAGGGGUGGAGGAGGCUGCCCGCCAGAAGCUGGCUUCCCAUGCCUGGGGCCUCCGCUUUUUCCGAAGUCCCCAGCAGGUGCUACCCUCACCAGAUGGGCAGCGGGUAGCAGGCAUCCGCCUGGCGAUCACCAGACUGGAAGAUGUUGGUGAGGCCACCCGGGCAGUGCCCACAGGAGACACGGAAGACCUCCCCUGUGGACUUGUGCUGAGCAGUGUUGGGUAUAAGAGCCACCCCAUCGAUCCCAGUGUGCCCUUUGACCCCAAACUUGGGAUCCUCCCCAAUACAGAAGGCCGGGUUGUGGGUGUGCCAGGCCUCUACUGCAGCGGUUGGGUGAAGAGGGGGCCCACAGGCGUCAUCGCCACGACUAUGACCGACAGCUUCCUCACUGGUCAGGUGAUGCUGCAGGACCUGAAGGCCGGGCUGCUGCCUUCUGGCCUCCGGCCUGGCUUCCCAGCCAUCCAGGCCCUGCUCAGGAGCCGAGGGAUCCGGCCAGUCUCCUUCUCAGACUGGGAGAAGCUGGAUGCUGAGGAGGUGUCUCGAGGCCAGGGUGCUGGGAAACCGAGGGAAAAGCUGGUGGAUCCACAAGAGAUGCUUCAGCUGCUGGGGCACUGAGCCUGGAUCCCAGCCCACGUUGUCAUAGAAGGGAAGAGUGCCACGCAGGAACUCCAUGCUCCAGCCACAGUGCUGCCUGCCUUGGCCUGGGGACUUGGCUGCUGCUCUUUUUCAGGGUAUCUGAGCACCGCCUUCUGCAAGGUUGCCCAAGAUGGAACCUUAAGUUAGGGAUGGAGGAUGACUGCCCUCCCCCCUCCCACCUCUCUCCUGCUGGACUUUGGGGGAGGCUAUUAAGUGGGGAACAUGCUGGAAAUAAAACAGCUGAAACC